AUGAGACCCCUCACAGACACGGAAACGAAGACGCUCUUCGAAAAGCUCGCCAACUACACCGGCCGCUCCCUCAACAACCUCCUCACCGACACCGCCAGCACGCCCAACUCCAACGCCACCGACCGCUACGUCUUCCGCGUGCAGAAAGACCGCGUCUACUACGUCCGCGAAUCCCUCGCCAACCUCGCCACCUCCGUCGCCCGCGACUCACUCCUCAGCCUGGGCACCUGUCUCGGAAAGUUCACCAAGACUGGCAAGUUCCGCCUGCACAUCACAGCACUGGACGUGAUUGCGCCGCACGCGAGGUACAAGGUCUGGGUCAAGGCAAAUGGAGAGAUGCCCUUUCUGUAUGGAGGACACGUGGUCAAGGCGCAUGUGGGACGCUGGAGCGAGGAUGCGCCCGAGCAUGCGGGCGCCAUUGUCAUGAGCAUGAACGACACGCCGCUUGGCUUUGGAGUGACGGCGAGGAGUACGGCCGAGGCGAGGAAGCUAGAUCCGACGGGAAUUGUCGUCUUCCGGCAGGCGGAUGUGGGAGAAUAUCUGCGAGAGGAGGACACGCUUUUCGCGACUUGA
Messenger RNA from Fulvia fulva, 573 nucleotides. RefSeq names its product 60S ribosome subunit biogenesis protein NIP7. The coding region runs from base 1 to 573 and encodes 190 amino acids. Gene Ontology annotation, cellular component: preribosome, large subunit precursor; nucleus; nucleolus. Gene Ontology annotation, biological process: ribosome assembly; ribosomal large subunit biogenesis. NCBI's taxonomy places the organism in Eukaryota, Fungi, Ascomycota, Dothideomycetes, Mycosphaerellales, Mycosphaerellaceae. The transcript has a single exon. Gene Ontology annotation, molecular function: RNA binding. The record is from RefSeq and is a predicted model, not a curated record.